Drosophila subobscura is the source of this 482-nucleotide messenger RNA. RefSeq names its product 40S ribosomal protein S28 (gene RpS28b). Gene Ontology annotation, molecular function: structural constituent of ribosome. The coding region runs from base 85 to 282 and encodes 65 amino acids. Gene Ontology annotation, biological process: translation; ribosomal small subunit assembly; maturation of SSU-rRNA. Gene Ontology annotation, cellular component: cytosolic small ribosomal subunit; ribosome. The transcript has 2 exons. NCBI's taxonomy places the organism in Eukaryota, Metazoa, Arthropoda, Insecta, Diptera, Drosophilidae. The record is from RefSeq and is a predicted model, not a curated record.
ACUUCCUUUUUGCUUGCGGCUGCCAAUUGAAGCGCAACCUACACGUGAAUUCUCUGCGUGAAACUAAGAAAUUCAACAAUAACCAUGGACAAACCAGUUGUUUGGGCUCGCGUGAUGAAAGUUCUCGGCCGCACCGGCUCUCAGGGCCAGUGUACACAGGUCAAAGUGGAGUUCCUUGGCGAGCAGAACCGUCAGAUCAUCCGCAACGUGAAGGGACCCGUCCGCGAGGGCGACAUCCUCACCCUCUUGGAGUCUGAACGUGAAGCCAGAAGACUUCGCUAAGUAAGCACUGCUGCCCGACGUUGUGGAGUGCUCGAUAUGUUUCAUUAAAGACGCCUUUGCACAUUGAAAGAUGCACGAGGCUCGCGCCUUCAAAACAACCGUCGAUUGCACCAAAAAUCCUCUUCGCAAUCUAAAUAAAACGGCCAAAAUUCGCAACAAAUGUGGAAAUGUGUUCUAAAUAAAUAAAUAUCGAGUGCUGA